Messenger RNA from Hippocampus comes (tiger tail seahorse), 2324 nucleotides. RefSeq names its product secreted immunoglobulin domain 4 (gene sid4). The record is from RefSeq and is a predicted model, not a curated record. The transcript has 8 exons. Gene Ontology annotation, cellular component: neuron projection. Lineage: Eukaryota; Metazoa; Chordata; Actinopteri; Syngnathiformes; Syngnathidae. Bases 84 to 1226 code for a protein of 380 amino acids.
GGGGUGAAAGGUUGACCGCGAUUGGAACAGAAAGAGACAGCCAGACAGCACAGAAAGUGAUUGAACUCUUUUCUCUCCACAUCAUGGACUCAUUGUCCUAUGCUCUGCUCCUCGUCUCUCUGCUAUGUUCAGCCACUGGUCAAAGUCCUGUGGUCUCAGUGGAGCCCCAGACUACUACCGUGCGUGAAGGGGAGUCGGUCAGCCUCAGGUGCCAAGUGGGGAGCGGUGCUCAUGCCACCCAGCUGCAGUGGAGGAGAGCCAAUAAUCAAGCCUUGGCAGACAAUGUUAAGAUUGGCCCCAAUGGUGUGGUGCUGACGAUUGCUAAUGCUCGACCUAAUAACCAGGGCGAGUACCAAUGUGUGGCAUCCGGCUCGGCAGGCUCCACUGUUGCUUCAGCUCAGAUCAACAUCAAAUAUCCUCCCAAAGUGCGGCUGUCACCAACUGGGCCCCUGAGGGUCAAAAUUGGCGACCGGGUAUCAGUGCAGUGUCGGGCAACAGGCAGGCCACGGCCUAAGAUGAGCUGGAGACGCCAGGGCUCCCCUCUGCAGCUACUUUCUGAGGAGAUAGAUGGUGUCAACACCAUACAAUGGCUUAUAGUGCGUCCAGAGGACGCAGGAGUGUACAUUUGCCAAGCUGAAAACAUCGUGGGUGUGACAGAGGUCAAAGUGGAGGUCAUCUUUGGAGGGGUUCCUGGUGCACCCAUGGCAGCAGUGAGUCAUAAGGAAAUGACAGUUGUGGAGGGUCAUACUGUCACUAUGAGGUGUCAAGCUACUGGUUCUCCCCCUCCUGUCAUCACAUGGUCCAAGCUUAGAGCCCCGUUGCCAUGGAAACAUACUGUAGCCGGUGGUGCCCUGACACUGACCAGUGUGGGGCGACAGGACUCCGGCCAAUACAUCUGUAAUGCCACCAACAUACACGGUUUCAGCGAGGCAUACACGCAGAUGGAGGUGGAGAGCCCGCCUUAUGCCACCUCUUUGCCUGAGCAGGUGAAGCUCCAACACGGUGAUGCUCUUACUCUGCGCUGUCUGGCCCAUGGCUCCCAUCCCAUUCAGUUCCAUUGGAGCCGGGUGGGCAGAGGCAACCUGCCUGCUGGAAGUCACAGCACCAAUGAUGGACAGCUUGUCAUCCCUCAUGUUAAAAGUAGCGACAGCGGAAUAUACAAGUGUGUGGCAACCAACCACAUUGGCUCCAGUGAGGCACUGGCCAAAGUCAAUGUUAGAGCCUAGGCCACUGAAAUGUUUGCAGUGUUCCCCCGAGCCUGAAUUGUGACAUCAAAUGGAAAAUAUCAAGAUGUUCCUGUGCAAAUGAAGCUGAACUCAAACCUUUGAAUUAAUGGAUGCAUUAAAGGAUUAGGGGAUCUAUGGAAAAUUUUGCAUCACUUUUCUGGCUGAGGAGAUGACUAACUUCUAUUUUAAUGUUUUCCCCACCCCAGAUUUUUAAUAGUGAUUCCCAAACAUGAAUGGAAAAUGUCUCUGUAUCCGAGUAUAAUUUAGUUAAUUUGGUACUCCAUCACCUAGAUGUAAUUUUCCAACCAUAAACUGCAAGAUUCUUUUUAUAAUUUGAGAAUGAACCGAAUGAACAAAUAAUUAGAUCCAUUCUUACAAUAACGACAACGCAACAUUUUUGACAGCCUUAAAAGUGUAUGUGUGCGUCAUAAUUACUUUUUACUGAGUGUUUAACUGAUUCCAUUAAACAGACAAACAAACUGUAAAGAUGUAAUGUGGUAAAGAAAAAUGGAAGUUCCCUGUGCUGUAACACAUUCGAUUUCCUUGAAUUUUGCUUUUCGACCACAGCGGGGCGACAUGCACUUUUGCUGUGAAGCGUUCACGGCCUCAACCACAACAAGGAGGCAGGCCGAGAUUUUCUGUAUGUGAUUCGUAUCCACUGCAAUGAAGAAAGAAAAACUGAGCAAACCAUUUCAUUAGAUGUAUUCAUAUGAGCCAUUGUACACAUUCAGCCAGCAAAAUUCUGAUUGAGCACGUUGUUGCAAAACUUAGACCUCAGAGAGCUGUGCUGUUACAUAAGAUUCAAAUCAGUUCUUUCUUAAUGAAGUGUUAGCUUGCCAUUUAGGGCUUGUGGUUGUGGCAGUAAAAUGGAAAGAAAGCUAAUAUUUCCAAUACUUGAGCCAGAAUCCCGCCUGUAGCGGGCCUCCCUCGUAAAGUCCCGCUUUGACCAUUCUUCUCUUCCUCCUUCCAUCUUUACAAGCAUUUUUAAAGCUUGAGGUCUGACCCCCGGCCCGCCCCUUCACUUCACAAACACCAAAAAGGCCAGUAGGAAAGAGUAAAUAUUUGACUUUUGAAAAAUAAAUCCAGAAGAAUGGAAAA